This is a messenger RNA of Oncorhynchus masou masou (cherry salmon), 2312 nucleotides long. RefSeq lists its product as uncharacterized. Bases 1299 to 1820 code for a protein of 173 amino acids. NCBI's taxonomy places the organism in Eukaryota, Metazoa, Chordata, Actinopteri, Salmoniformes, Salmonidae. The transcript has 6 exons. The record is from RefSeq and is a predicted model, not a curated record.
UACAUAUCAAUAAGAUGUUAUGUCAUUGGUUACGCUUGCAGUUACGGGGAGAUUGCGAACAUCAAUUCUUCCCAGUCUGAUAAUUCAUGAUAGGUCACGUUCUGAAAUAGUGAAUUCUAUUUACAAUGUGUACGAGUUCACUAUGUACAUGUCCUGAUGUGUGUGUAUAUACAGUAUAUACACUCAGAGGACAGUUUAUUAGGUACUGGGUCAGACCCCUCAGGAAGAAAAAGAAACGCACACCUAUUUAGGCGAGGUGCUGGCUAGCGGAGAAGAAAACUUGAAAAUAAAAGAGAGCUGCACACUCUAGGAGCUCAGAUGCAAAAAUUGAAUUACCAACGUUUCGACAGCCAAGCUGUCUUCAUCAGGGUAUAAUCACAAACACUGGUUCGGACCCCCCCCUUUGCUUCCAGAACAGCCUGAAUUCAUUGGGGGUAUUGAUUAUACAAGGUGUUGACCAAUUGGUAUCAAGGAACCGAAUGUGUGCCAGAAAACAUCCCUCACACCAUUACACCCCCGCCACCAGCCUGUACCGUUGACACCAGGGAGGAUGGGGUAUUGGUGAUUGCAUGCCCACUGGAGCUGCUUCUUGUUGUUUUUAGCUGAUAGGAGUGGAACCCGGUGUGGUCGUCUUCUGCAAUAGCCCGUGUACUGUGUGGUUAUUUGCCUGUUUGCUUGCAUGAAUCUUGCCAUUUCCUGCGACCUCUCUAAUCAAUAAGCUGUUUUUUGCCCACAGGACUGCCACUGACUGGAUGUAUUUUAGUUGUCACACCAUUCUCGGUAAACCCUAGACACUGUCGUGCGUAUAAAGCCAAGGAUGCUGGCCGUGUCUGAGACACUGGAACCGGCGCGCCUGCAAUCAACGAUCAUACCACACUUAAAGUUGCUUCGGUCACUUGUUUUGCCCAUUCUAACGUUCAAUGAACAGUAACUGAAUACCUUGAUGCCUGUCUGCCUGCUUUAUAUAGCAAGCCAUGGCCACGUGACUCACUGUCUGUAGAAGCAAACCAUUUUGGUGAACGGGGUGGUGUACUUAAUAAACUGGCCACCGUGUACGGUACUUGUUAGAUAUCGGGGGCAUCCUGGGAUGUGCGUUUGUAUGUUAUUGCUGUAAGAGAUGAGUUAGGUAGCAUGCUCUAAUUGUAAUGGUCGCAUUUUCUAACUGCUAAUUCACAGUUAUUUCCAUGCUAACAGACGAAUCACGAAUCUACAGCCAUCAAUAUAAUGUUGUCCUGCACAGCUAAUGUACUUCCUUGUGUCUAUCGUCAGCUCUCAGCUGUGCCUGCCUGUCAGGGACCAUGUCAUCUGAAGCAGGGCAGGCUAUAAGACACUUUCCGACCCCAGUGAACAGAAAUCAAUUGCUUUCCAUAGGAGAAAAAGGUCAACCCAGCAGCAAAACCUCAAUAUUACCGGACUUUACAGGACGCAACAGACCCAGAACAUUAUCAUCUGAGAGCCUCGGCAUGUCAUAUGAACGCAUUUUGUCCAUCCAAAGUUUGAGUGAGGUUGAGAACCCAUGGAAAAGCAUUACUCUGAACCGUUGCAUAGUGUUUGCCAUCAUCAUUGUGCUUGUGAGCUCAGGCGUGAAUGAAAUACACGAUGCUCUGGAUGUACUGCUAGAGGAGAAGGAUCUUCCUCAGAUGUUCCUUGGAGGCACGGGUCUACAACCAGACGGCAUAGCUCAGCCUGCAGCCUCUCUGUGGGACAGCUUGCUGAGUUGGGGCUCAGACGAUGGAAGAAAAGGAAAUCCAAAGAGAAGAGGGGGAAUCUUGAGAAUCAGAAACAGAGAUGUGUCUGACAAAGGGCUGUUAAAGGAAUGAUAGAGCAAAUACAUUAUGGAGAAUGGUACAGGAGGGGAAAGAGGAGGAUAGUACAACAAGAAAGGAAAACAUUUUCUGAAGGACUAAUCAAAGUGUGUUUAUUAUGUUGAAAUAUAAGGAUAUAUUGUAGUUAAAAUGUUACUACUGUAAAAAAAAACAUCACAAUGAUCUUAAAUGCACCAUACAGUCUUAUCUGAUCAUGCAUAAAUGUUCUUCAUAUUUAAAGGGUAUACAGAAAUCAAUAAGAUGAGCUGGUUCCUAUCUCGUAUUUGAUGAUCAAUAUAUUCUUUCAGCCUUCAAUACGAUCAUGUGGUGCAAAUUGAUAAUGCACAAAUUGUACUUGAAAGAUCCAAUAUGUGCACUGAGCCAAUGAGUUUUCUAUUUACAUAACUGAGUGACAAAAUGUGUAUUAAAUCAGUAAAUCAGCUAAUAUUUUAGAGAACUAGAUAUGAUAAUGUAUUUACAAUAAACAAAAUAAAUGCACUCGAUGAU